Molecule: messenger RNA, 1521 nt
Organism: Diaporthe amygdali
Lineage: Eukaryota; Fungi; Ascomycota; Sordariomycetes; Diaporthales; Diaporthaceae
Product: FAD-binding domain-containing protein
Exons: 3
Coding region: 1-1521 (506 amino acids)
Molecular function (GO): FAD binding
Source: RefSeq, a predicted model, not a curated record
AUGUUGUAUUUGUCUUUUGUGCCCGUGCUGGCGCUCUUGUUGUCUGGAGUGACCGCCGAGUACACAUCCACUGCCUCAACUUGUAGUGCCUUAGCCGAAAAGCUUCCAGAGCUAGUAUUCUUUCCGGACAGCAACACUUACAAUGCAUCCAUCGCCUCGUACCCAUGGCGACAAACCCAGCUCCAUCCCAACUGCGUCGUUCAGCCAAUCACAGCCACGGAUGUCGCAGCUGCUGUUACCGUCCUUCGCGAGGACGGGGCCAAGUUCGCCUUGAGGGGAGGAGGACACAGCAUUAACGUGGGCUUCAACAACAUUCAAAACGGUGUCACAAUUAGCCUUGAAAGGAUGAACAAGGUCGAGUUGGAGGGAGAUGUUGCCCAGGUUGGCGCAGGGACCACGGGCCAGCAGCUGUACGAACAAUUGGAACUGUACGGCAUGUCUGCAUUGGGACCAAGGCUUGGGGGAGUAGGAGUGGCAGGUUUCACUACCGGAGGGGCUAUCUCGUUCUCCGGUCCCGAGCGAGGAUGGGCAGCUGAUUCAAUUCUCAACGUUGAAAUCGUCCUAGCCGACUCAUCAAUUAUCAACGCAAACUCCACUUCUCAUGCUGACCUGCUCGCUGCUGUCAAGGGUGGCCAGUCUAAUUUUGGAAUCAUCACACGCUUCGACCUGCAGGCUUUCCCAGCCCGUCCGGUUUGGGGAGGUCUCAUCAACUAUGAAGCUGAACAGGACAAGUCUCUCAUCACGGCUUUCAGCGAGUUUAAGAAACCCGAGAACUACGAUCCAUACGCAGCCGGAUGGAUUUCGUACCAGUACAAUGGCACCAACGGCAAGCUCAUUCCUGGGUCAUCGAUGUGGUACAGCAGAGCCGACGAAGCUCCGGGAGCUCUGGGCCGCAUCACUAAUAUCGGACCUCACUCUUUGGACCUUACACAGGUGGCACUGCCAUCUGCACACUCCAAAGCGGCGAAUGACGGGUUUAAGUCAGGUGGCCUCUACCGUACAAUCUGGACGACGCUGUCCUUCCACAUUUCGCCCACAAUCCUACACCGCAUCUACGAUCAUUGGCUCACCAACAUACCUGCCGUGACCGAGGCCAAUUCCAUCGGAACGGAUCAUCCCUUUUCGGAGCUGUACAUUCAGUCAGGCAUGCCGCGUCCAUGCGAGUCCACCAACUCAUCCGCACUUCCCAAUGGCCUCGGCUGGCCUCCAGUACCUUCAUCGAACGCUGGUCAUCCCUGGAAAGACGUCGUAGUCUUCCAGCUGUGCCUGAGCUGGCAGGAUGAGCGUGCCACAAAUGGGCUCGAGGACGCAGCCAAGAAGAUGAUUGCUGAGUUUGAAGGUAUGAUCCGGGACGAGGGAUUGGAGACUGAAUGGUUUUAUAUGAACUAUGCGGCAGACUGGCAGGAUGUCAUCGGCGGAUAUGGGGCCGAGACGAAGGAGAUGCUGCAGAAUGUUGCGAAGGAGUAUGAUCCUGAAGGCCUUUGGCAAACGCAGCUGGAGGGCGGUUUCAAGGUCUUCUAA